AUGAGGUCACGGCGGGGCGUCACCCGGUAUCCGGGCCUCGGGACGCCCCCGGUGACACUGUCGCCAGUUAUCUCUGUGGACAACAGGAUGCCUCCCUACUAUGUGGUGGAAAAGAGGAGAGCCACCGGGCGUGAAACUCAAUCACCUCUCUCUCCAAUCCCGACAGGUUUCUCAGCCCACUUCGCACAGCAGCCGUCUGAUCAGGUGGUCGUCGCCGGCAAGUCAGUGACUCUCCCCUGCGUUGUGGUCGGCUACCGAGGGACCGUGCAAUGGACCAUGGAUGGUUUGGCGCUGGGGGCGGAGCGAGAUCUUCCAGGUUGGUCUCGUUAUUCCAUCGUUGGAGAUCCGGUUUCGGGAGAACACAACCUGCAAAUUGAUCAUGUGGAGCUGGUUGACGAUGCCAUCUACGAAUGUCAGGCAACGCAGGCGGCCCUGAGAUCGCAGCGGGCGCACCUGUCUGUGCUGGUUCCUCCUGGAGACCCUUUGAUACGAGGAGCUCCCGUACUUAACGUGCUGCUGGACACCCCCUACAACCUCACCUGUCUGGCCCCUGCGGCAAAACCGGCGGCCGAGAUCCUUUGGUACCGUGACGGCAAGCAACUGCACGGAGCCAUUUACUCCAAGCACUUGUUAUCGGACGGCAAGAGCGAGGACGCUGUCGGCAGUCUCCUAAUUACGCCGAGUUUUGCUGAUACGGAAUCCAGCUACACGUGCCACGUUAGGAACUCCGCGCUGCCUGAGGGGCGAGAGAGAUCGGUGACGCUGAGCGUGCAAUAUGCCCCCAAGGUGACGCUGUCUGUGAACCCCCCCACCGUGUCAGAAGGGGGCCCUGUGACUUUUCUGUGCAGUGCCGUGUCCAACCCGGAGGUGACCACUUACAGGUGGGCAAAGGGAGGAGUUCCAAUUUCCGUCUCAGGAGACCGCUACCACGCAACCGUGGACCACACUUUCUUCACCGCUCCUGUGUCCUGUGAGGUCUCCAACAGCGUCGGAAGCAGCAACGUUAGCACGGCUGUGAAUGUUUUGUUUGGGCCACGUCUCCUGACAGAACCGCGUCCAAUGAUGGUAGAUGUUGGUGGAGAUGCAUCCUUUUUUUGCGGAUGGACCGGCAAUCCAACACCAACUCAGUUCUGGAAUAAGAAGGGCUCCUCGGAGGUGCUGAGUAACGGCAACACUCUGUCGCUAAACAAGGUGAGCCGGGAAGAUGCAGGAACCUAUGUUUGCAAAGCCAUCGUCCCACGUAUUGGAACCAUGGAGAAAGAAGUAACUCUAACUGUGAGAGGGCCACCUGUCAUCACAAGUGAAAUAAGCUAUGAAAGUGUCCUUGGAGGAAAAGCACGACUGGAGUGUCUUGUGGAAACCACACCAAUACCUGAUAGAAUUGUCUGGACUUGGGACCAUAACAGCCUAGAUGAAGGCUCUUUGGGGCGCUUCUCGGUGGAGACAAGGGUGACAAAAAACGAUGCUGUCUCUUUCCUUAUUAUUGAUGGAACAGAGCCUUCAGAUUAUAUGAUUCAGUACAACUGCACCGCCAUAAAUCAGUUUGGAGAGGAUUCCGUGAUUAUCUCCCUGAGAGAGGAAGCUACUUUGCCUAUGAUGCUCCUGCUGAUCGCUUUGGGUUUGGGGACGCUCUGUCUCUUUGUAAUGGUGACCAUCUGCGUUCUUUGCUGCCGGCGACCGCGGAAAGAGGUAAAGGACACACAGAUACUAGGAGUCGAGGUUUCCGGGAGUGAACAUAGCGAUAGACACCCGAGCGACUCAGAAGAAGACCUCAAAGAACCAUUGCACACUGAUACAGAAUCUCGAGGAACAUCGCAGACAGAACACAGCGACAUCCCGGAUGACUCUCAGGACCCAACGAACGGCUACUACAAAGUCCGAGCCCACGAUGACUCCCGUCCAAUCACAGUUGCCUAUCCAGAGUUUUCCUCGCCUCCUCGGCCUCUAUAUUCUGCGACCACAAGUCUCACCCCGCUCUGCCCAACUCCGUCUUUACCCGGAGCUCCCAAACUGUAUGACUAUGCCCACCGGUACGCCACCACUCCACGCCAAGGAAGCGAACGGGUCCAUAUACCGCAAGGCCCGUGUAGCAUAUCUACGGGCCCAGGUAGCCAACCGGCACCUUACGCCAGAGCGUUCUGCAGUUACGUCCGCCCAGACCGCUUCGAAACCCUGGAAUCUGGCCCUACGCGGCUCUCCUACGCCUCACUCUCCACGCACUGUGACUACGGCCGACCAGCACAACAGCGCAUGCAAACUCACGUGUGACCUCAGUUUUUAUGCUCCCAAAGCAGUCAAGUUUUCGGACAUCUUGACCAACAUUUGUCUUCCUGUUGACGUUUUCGAGCUGAGGAACGUUUCCGUACCCCAAAGCCGCUGUAAAUUGGCUCAUCGGGAAAGCAAACGGAA
Messenger RNA from Nanorana parkeri, 2409 nucleotides. RefSeq names its product kin of IRRE like 2 (Drosophila) (gene KIRREL2). The transcript has 15 exons. Gene Ontology annotation, biological process: cell-cell adhesion. Gene Ontology annotation, molecular function: cell adhesion molecule binding. Bases 1 to 2268 code for a protein of 755 amino acids. Gene Ontology annotation, cellular component: cell-cell junction. The record is from RefSeq and is a predicted model, not a curated record. Lineage: Eukaryota; Metazoa; Chordata; Amphibia; Anura; Dicroglossidae.